Ostertagia ostertagi is the source of this 333-nucleotide messenger RNA. NCBI's taxonomy places the organism in Eukaryota, Metazoa, Nematoda, Chromadorea, Rhabditida, Trichostrongylidae. The record is from the annotation of a GenBank genome assembly.
AUGGGAGCUCCUGAAAACCCAGAGCUGCACACUUAUGAUGGAGAGUAUCGUGGAACUCCUUCAAAAGGAGAUGUACUUAUACCUGAUUGGUCCUACCGUUCUGCCACUAAGACCACUACAUACAUUGACAGAUGUGUAACGAAAUUCAUCUCAGCCCUACUUUGGGGUUGGUUCACGUACCACAUGUAUUACCAUUCAGGACAUAUUUUCGGACAUUGGUACAUGCCAUAUUUGCAUGAGUUCUCCGAUGAAGAGCUUGGUAUACUUCCUGAUUCGGCAGAAGAUCCGGAAUACUGGGGCAACCAUGGAAAGAAAUAUGGGACAUACCGUUAG